Molecule: messenger RNA, 4035 nt
Organism: Penicillium macrosclerotiorum
Lineage: Eukaryota; Fungi; Ascomycota; Eurotiomycetes; Eurotiales; Aspergillaceae
Exons: 5
Coding region: 1-4035 (1344 amino acids)
Biological process (GO): transmembrane transport
Cellular component (GO): membrane
Molecular function (GO): ABC-type transporter activity; ATP binding; ATP hydrolysis activity
Source: RefSeq, a predicted model, not a curated record
AUGGGUGUUGAGAAUCUACCAGUGUAUCGCUCCCAAAGCCGCGGCCUAGGGGUUGUUUUCGAGAACAUCACCGCGCACGGAAAGGGAGGAGGGAUCCGGAAAGUCCUUGACUUGCCUGCCAUUUUCGAGGGUGUUCUCAAUCUGCCAGUGGAACUAGUCCGUCGGUUCGCAGGAAAUAGGCUCUCGACGAAGACCAUUAUCCACGACGUCUCCGGCGUGGUCUUUCCAGGAGAGACGCUCCUAGUGCUGGGCCAACCGGGCUCCGGUUGCUCGACGACACUCAAAAUCAUCGCCAAUGAAAGGGCAUCCUACGCCCAGGUUGAUGGUGAUGUAUCAUACUCCUCGAUACCGGCCGCCACCAUGGCCCGAAAGUACGGAUCGGAGGUGAUCUAUAACGCCGAAGACGACAUACAUUACCCGAGCCUCCCAGUCAAGCACACCCUGGACUUUGCCCUUCGAUUUCGCAAACUAGUAAAGCAAGUUGACCAGGCGGAUGCAGCCUUCUCCAACGAAAUGACAGACCGCCUUCUCGGAAGCCUGGGGAUGAUGCACACCAAGGACACUAUUGUGGGAAAUUCGUUCGUCCGUGGAGUUUCGUUCGGGUGGAGAGCGAAAGCGAGUGUCGUUGGCGGAGGUGAUGGCCACCAACCCGGCCGUCGCCUGCUGGGACAACCCUAUCCGCGGCCUGGACAGUUCACUCGCAUGGCCAACAUUGUGACCUUGUAUCAGGCAUCGGAAUCCAUGUACAGCCAAUGCUUUGACCGGGUGUUGGUGAUGUACGAAGGCAAGAUGAUCUUUUCUGGCCGAUCUGAGGAUGCGAAGACCCAUUUCAUCAACCUUGGCUUUCAUAUGUGGGAGAGACAGACCACUCCCGACUUCCUGACUGCAGUCACCGCGCCUUCAGAACGGGUGACAGACAUACGCACCUAUCGCCAUGAAGCGAUCGCCGAUACGUCAAAUCUAGUCGCAUUUCAAGACGAAGUCCAUCGAGUGCAAUCUACCGCUAUCUUUCAGGGCUCGCUCCAGCCGAUGCCGAUCUGGAGCCAGAGCCUGGUAGCUGUAAGGCGCUACUACCAACUGUUGUGGAAGAACCAGCGAGAUCUCUACAUUGUUCUUUUCUUGAAUGCCGUCAAUGCCGUCAUUAACGGUUCUGCUUAUUUCAUGGCGCCAAAAACAGCCACCGGCUCGUUCGAAAAGGGCGGUGCGAUCUUCUUCUCGCUCAUCUACUUUUUCCUCAAUGCAUUGGCUGAGGUUUCCUCGACGAUUAACGCACGUUCCAUUCUGGUGAAACAACACAAACUCGGCAUCAUCCACCCUGUGGCCUUUGUUAUCGCACAGACUAUUGCCGACAUACCGGUCGCAGUCUUCCAAUCUCUUGUCUUCUCGUGCUGCUAUUAUUUCAUGUUAGGUUUGCACAAAACCGCCUCGGACUUUUGGAUCUUUGAACUUGUGUUGUUUACCCACUACUCAGCGGUCUCGAGUCUCUUUCGCAUGCUUGGAGCCUGGGCCCCAUCCCUCAAUAUUGCGUUCUUCAUGGCUGGAACGGCCAUGCCAAUCUGUCUCACGUACGCUGGGUACGGCCCUCCAGUACCGACCAUGCACAGAUGGGGGUCGUGGAUCAGAAGAAUCUCUCCAUCCCCGUGGGCAUUGGAGGCUCUUAUGGGGAAUGAAUUUGCCGACAUCACCCUACACUGCACCGCCGACCAAAUGGUCCCCAACGGCCCUGGAUAUGAUGAUAUCCGGUAUCAAGGGUGCUCAUUGACUGGCAGCACGCCAGGUUCCAACACAGUCUCUGGCUCCACUUACCUCGGUCUCAUCUACGACUUCUCCCGGUCGCACCUCUGGCGAAACUGGGGAAUUAUCGUCGUGAUGUGGUUUCUAUAUGUCGUACUCACGGCAAUUGGUCUGACAAUUAUGACUGACGAAAGUGGUUCAACCGGGGGCCCGGUCUUCAAGCGCAGUGCUGUUGUCGAUAUUAGUGCUUCGGUGUCCGAGAAACCAAAAGAUGAUCUGGAGCAUAAUGCAGCCCGCACCGAACCAUUAGAACCCAUUUCGUCGAGUUCUUCUGUCACAAGAGCUGAAGAGGGUGGAAUAGAACAGCCCUCUCAGAAAAAGGAUUUCGAAGAAACUACCAUCCAGCGCGCCUUUUCAUUUAAAGACGUGUCAUACUACGUUCAGGUUGAUGGAAAUGAGAAACAGCCUCUGAAUAGCGUCAGUGGCUAUGUUAAACCUGGACAGCUUACAGCGUUGAUGGGUGCAUCUGGAGCCGGAAAAACGACCUUGCUGGACACUAUCUCGCAAAGAAAGUCAACUGGACGCGUUGAAGGCGAAAUGCUUCCGGGUGGUAAGCCACUUGGAGGCGCAUUUUCCCGGUCAUGCGGUUUCUGUAUGCAGCAGGAUGUCCAUGAGCCAUUGUCUACAGUCCGCGAGGCUCUCGAAUUCUCUGCCAAGCUUCGCCAGCCCAAGGAAGUCCCGACCUCGGAAAAGCUCGAAUACGUGGAAAAUAUUAUUUCUCUUCUGGAACUUGAGCCUAUUGCCGAUGCACUCAUUGGAGAGCCGGGUGACGGUGGCCUAAAUGUCGAGGAGCGCAAGCGUGUCACAAUCGGAGUCGAACUAGCUGCUAAGCCGUCCGCUCUACUAUUUCUGGAUGAGCCAACUUCGGGCCUCGACAGCCAAGCCGCAUUCUCAAUUGUUUCCUUCUUGAAAAAAAUUGCGGAACAAGGCGUUCCAAUUGUCUGCACAAUUCAUCAGCCAUCAGCAAUCCUAUUCCAAAUGUUCGAUCAUGUGCUUCUUUUGGCACCCGGAGGCCGAACUGUGUAUUUUGGUGAGACUGGACCAGAGUCCAAGUACGCGAUAGAUUAUUUCGCACGGAACGGAGCCGUCAUGGGGGCCUCUGAGAACCCUGCAGAGUUCAUUAUUUCAACCGUCACGAACAAGGAGCAAUCCGCCCGAGAUUGGCCUCAGAUUUGGAAUGAAUCUGAAGAAUGUUCCAACCUCAAACACAAGAUUGCCAUGUUGGAAUCUGAAUCCCAUCUUCAUCCCGACGACGAAUCGCACUCACGAACGAAAAACGCAAGAUACGCACUUCCUUUGUGGGAUCAAAUCCUGGAAUUAACUAAGCGACAAUGGAUUGUUGUCUGGAGGAAUGGGCCCUACAACUUCAGCAAACUGUUCAAGUGUAUCUUUUGCGAGCUGUUCAUCGCGUUUUCAUACUUCGAUGCCGGCCCCGAUAUACAAGGACUACAAAAUUAUAUGUUGGCUCUGCUCAUCAUCAUUUGGAUUAUUCCCGCUACAGCAGCCGAUAUCCAAAACGUUUGGUUUGGCAAAUGGGCAGUAUUUGAAGCGCGUGAACGCAACGGGAUAUAUGACUACAAAGCUUUGCUUGCCGCUAUAACACUUUUUGAGAUUCCAUGGCAAGUAUUGGGCUAUACUAUGGUCUACUUCUGCAUUUACUGGACUGUUGGAUAUCCCAAUAUUACCAGCAUCGCGGGCUAUGUCUACUUUAUGUUUUUGAUCCUAUCUCUCUUCGCGACGAGCUUCUGCCAUCUCAUGGCGGCAAUUUUCCCUAACCCAACUCUUGCUGGGUACGCGAAUUCUCUUUUCUGGGUAGCGUUGACGGUAUUUUCCGGGACGCUGGUUCCUCACAGCGCCAUGAACACAUUUUAUCGAUACUGGAUCUUCUGGGUGGAUCCCCUGUGGUAUUUCCUUGGAGGUACGGUUUCUAAUGUGCUCCACGGGGUUCAAGCUCAUUGCAAGGAGUCAGAUCUCACGAUCUUCAAUCCACCCGCCAACUCCACUUGUUACGAGUAUGCGGCAAGUUUUCUGUCACAAGACCCCGGCUACCUCACAAACCCUAACGCCACGAGCUCCUGUGGCUACUGCAAAUUCAGCUAUGGUGAUGAUUAUGCAGCCACACUGGAUUAUUACCAGAAGGACCGAUGGAGAGACUGGGCUGUCCUUUUGGGAUGGUGCCUUGCUAACAUGCUUGGCAUCUGGUUUUUCACAUGGCUUUAUCGUGUGAAGCUACGGAAAUGA